Messenger RNA from Galleria mellonella (greater wax moth), 3133 nucleotides. RefSeq lists its product as uncharacterized. The record is from RefSeq and is a predicted model, not a curated record. Gene Ontology annotation, molecular function: protein dimerization activity; DNA binding. The transcript has 2 exons. The coding region runs from base 1012 to 2883 and encodes 623 amino acids. Lineage: Eukaryota; Metazoa; Arthropoda; Insecta; Lepidoptera; Pyralidae.
GAGAUCGGCUUCGGCUACGGCUUGGCAGACAUUUUUUUCUUUCUACAAUUUUAAAUUAAAUUUAUUAGAAUAAAUGCUUCGAACACACGCGAUCUAAGUACCUUUUGUGUUUAUUAUACCUUACCUACCUAGGUAUAAAAAGAGUACUUACGUAGAUUUUCUUUUAUUAACUGUUUUAUACGAAGAUCUUGAUCUCUCAAAUUAGCAUCCAUUUUACUUCCAGUGAUUAUCAACUAAAUUAAUAAUCCACAAAGUAUUAAAUAACGUUUUUAUGAAAUAUUUAGCACAAAAACAAUACCCUUUAAAUAUCGAUCGUCAGUAACUGUGGCUGACUUACCUAUAUUCUAGCAAGCAGGACUGCCAGAUGUGAAGGGGAAAUCCCCAAUAAAUUGUUGCAUGUGACUGAUGAUGUGAGCAUGUUCGUUUCAUAAUAAAAAUGUUGCCAGGUAACCAAAAAGUCGUAUGUUUUUGUGCGAAUUACGAUCAUAAUCUUUACGAUCGUACAUUAAAAAAUAGACAAAUAAUAGUAUGAGUACGAUUUAAAUCGUAUAUCUGUCAACCCUGCUAGCAAGACAGCGACAAAAUCACGUUGCAUAACAAUGUAGCCCAAGCUUAUAUCUUAUGAAAUAUACGGAAGAGAUACGGACUUAGAAAAAACAGAAAUGUUGUUCUUUGUGGAAGUCAUUGAUGAAAUUCUAUGUAUUUUAGCCCGCAAACUUUCUUCAAACAAAAACAGCGCCAUCUAGUAUCGAGUUCUGUAAUUAUCUCUUUGUUUAUGGAUUUGAAGUAAGACCGCCACGCAUGCAAUACAUUAUGACUGGGGAUUCCCCUAUUCGUCGACGCUGAAUAUGAGGCGACGACAAUCACUGUCAAACGUGUUCACUAUUACUCUGACUCUGGUAACGUGACUUCCUGGUAACGUGUUAGGUAGGAAAAGCAGUAAAAAAGUGCAUAUUAAGGGAGCAGAUUUGAAAUAAUAUUUAUACUUAACAAGAAAUAAUUAAAGGUUCAAUGGGGAGACCUAAAGAUUUACGCAUAUGGGAGCACUACCGUACUUUACCAAACAAGUCUGUUUCUUGCAAGCUUUGUAAUAAGGUCUACAAAUUCAGUAAUGCUGCCAAAAUGCUUCAACAUCUUAUCACUUGUCCAAAAUCUCCAGAAACAUUAAAAGACUCUAUGAAACUUAUAAAAGAUAGCUCGUCCAAAACCAAAAUGUCUGGACUGUCAGAGAUAGAGACAAAUGAUUCUUUUAUAAGCCCCUCGUCGUCUGCUAACACUACAAUAAAUGCUGAGUUUCAAGACACCGAUGAUCAUAUAAAAACAGAAUUAGCGAGAGCUAUAUUUGUAACAGGGACGCCAUUAUCGAUGGUGCAACAUCCUUUAUGGAUACAAUUUUUCGAAAAAUUGCAACCAAAAUUUAAAAUACCUUCACGUAAAGCUUUAGCGACAAAAUACUUAGAUAAAAUAUAUAGAGAAAUGCGUUUUGAGUUAAAUGAGGAACUAAAUGCUUGUAGUUACUUACACCUUCAGUGCGAUGGCUGGUCUAAUUUAAGAAAUGAAGGAAUAAUAAACUUUCUUAUAUCAAAACCUCAACCUGUAUACGUUAAAAGUUUGAAUACAGAAAGUAAUCCUCACACUAGUGAAUACCUUAGCCAAGAAGUUGAAAAAGUAAUGAAAGUGUAUGGAGCAAAUAAGUUUCUUGUACUUAUUGGCGAUAACGCUAGAAAUAUACAAAAGGCAUUCGAAUUAACAAAACUCAAAUAUCCACAUGUUGUUCCUCUCGGUUGCUGUGCACAUAUCCUUAACUUGUUGUGCCAAGAUAUUGUAAAGAUACAAGAAGUAACUGUGUUUAUUAUGCAAGCCAUAAAUAUAAUAAAAACUGUUAAAAGGAGUCAACGAUUAAGUUCCUUGUUGAUAAAAUCAAGGCAGGGUGAAGAUUCUACACAAACACUAAAAUUGCCUUGUGCUACAAGAUGGGGAAGUCAUGUUACUUCGUUAAAAAGUUUGAAAGCAAAUAAGAUAGCUUUGCAAAUAUUAACAGUUAGAGAAGAUGUGGUAAUUUCAAGAGAUAUUAAAGAUUUAAUUCUAAGUGAUGAUUUCUGGACGAAGACAGGGGAAUGUAUAAGUAUUUUGGAACCAGUCACUGAAAGCAUAUUUUACUUAGAGAGCGACCAGAAUCGUUUGCAUCGCACAUACAUUACAUUUAGAGAUGUACAAGCUAAGAUACGUUUUGCAUUAAAUGAGAUUUCGACAUUGAGCGAAGAAAGCAAACAGCAGAUUCUAACAUCAGUAUCUUCAAGAUGCAAUAUGGCAAUGAGGCCAAUACAUUUUGCAGCAUAUAUUCUAGACCCCAGGACUCUAGGAGUCGAACUUACUCAAGAGGAAGAACUUAAGGGUAUGGAGUUUAUCUACAAUUUAAGCCAACACUUAAGUUUGUCAAAUGUAAUGGCAGAUUUGGCGUGUUAUAAAGCUAAAGAAAACUUUUGGGCCAGAGGAUUUGUAUGGAGCUCAUUAGAUAGCAUUGAGCCCCUAAUAUGGUGGAAAGGUAUUUGUGGUUCCACUGAGUUAAGCAAAGUAGCGAUUCGUAUUCUAUCAGCUCCCUGUACUUCGGCAGCCACUGAGCGUUCCUUUAGUAUCCAAGGCUACAUACAUAAUAACAAAAGAAAUCGACUUACAACUGAAAGAACUGAAAAAAUUUCAUUCAUUUGUUAUAACUGGAAUCUUAAACAUAAAGCUGAAUGCGAGGACAUUCAGUUUAAUGAAGAAAAUACCUUAGAAGCUUUCAUUGAGCAAGUAAAUGAACAUAACAGUUUAGACGAAAUAGAGCCUAUCGAACCUAUACAAUUCAUCGCUUGUAAUAACUCUGAAUCUGACAGUGAUUGACUGUAGUUUUACAUUUUACUUUCAUCUCUUUCUUAAUAAACUCAAAAUCAAAUUAAAAGUUUUUUAUUCUGUAGGCUGCAUAAUAAUAUUGUCUAUGUCCAGUAUAGUGGACGUCUUGCGGCUGAGAUGACGAUGAUGAAGUACAAAAUCAUAAACACCCAAAAAUUUGGGUGUUUAUGGGGUUUAAACCCAAUAAACCCAAAACACCCGGUUUUUACCCACCAGACUUUAAACCCACCCAGGUGGAUUG